Molecule: messenger RNA, 3078 nt
Organism: Prorocentrum cordatum
Lineage: Eukaryota; Dinophyceae; Prorocentrales; Prorocentraceae
Source: the annotation of a GenBank genome assembly
CAGGCGGCGACAGCGGCCUUCGCGAUGUCCUCUCGAGAAGCGCCGAGACCACGUCUUACGUGGCCUCCAAGACCAUCAGCGCCAGGGACGCCGCCGCCGUCCGGCCAGCUCGCCUCGACGCCGGUGGCAUGUACGAGGCGGAGCAGUCCGUAUGGGAUGCCGCUGCAUUCAUCGGGCACGAGUCGAGCAUAGGGCCAGGGGUGUCCAUAAUCCUUGCGCUGCUUUGGGCGCUGAACAUCGCCAUGCAGAUUGCUUUCUGUGUCCUCGUGUUUCUUUACAUGCAGGACGCGGACAUCACCACGGAUACCCUGGACGAGCUGCUGACCUGGAGGGUAACGGUAGCCCACCAUGUUGACUAUGCUGACACGGUGGUGCAGCGGUCUAUGAUCGCGGACAUGUGUGGAGAGAACGCGCAGGCCCAGUUGCACAUGUCGGCCACGCAGGCGUCCUGGCACGAGACCAUUCAGAAUUUUAAUCAAGGAGGAGAUAUACUGAUGUACCUGGCUCAGACACUGUGGAUCUGCACUGUAUUCAGAGAGCUGACGGCAGCCUGGAACUUUGGGAGCGCGCUCUUUUUUUUGAAUCGCGGGCAUAAGACUAGAAUACUAGUCACGGAGAGCGACGACGCCUCUUUUAAUGAAGAAAGGAAUGAAGUUUCGAGAGUUUCGAGGACACCCUCUGGCAGCUUGGAGACUCUUCUGACCUUGAUGGUGGUAGUCAGGGUAAAAUCAAUCACUACCCUGCGCUACUGGGCGUGCCUUGUUCUGAUCGCCUUCUGCCGGUUUGCAGUGGGUGUCACGAUAGGUUUCGCUGGGAUCUUAUACUUGUCGAAGACCAAUGUCAAGGAGGACCUCGUGCUGAACGCCAUCGCACUAGAAUUCAUCAUGGGGAUUGACGAGCUGCUAUUUGCCGUGUUUGCCCCACGGCGUAUGCAGACACUCAUGGCGAACCUCGAGGCGUUGCCUUGCCCAGACAAGGUAUUUACACGGGCGCCUGGCUGUCUCGCAAUGGUGAAAGUCGUGCUGGUGUUCGCCAUCCUGCUCUCUGUUCAAAUCACCCUGCUGAACCCUUUCUUCAUGACGCUAAAGCAGGCCGACAGCAUCCUGUGCGAGGGCGAGCAGAACUUUGUCUGGGCAGUGAACCCCGCGACGCAGAUGGUCCACGUCGCCAGGUCAGCCCCCGCCGACGAUGCGUGGCAGCUGGUGCACCUCCACGUCCUGCAGGUGGCGCAGCCGCCCCUCGCCGUGGACGAGGGCACGUGGACGCCGGCGGGGGCGGAUCCGCUGGCGAUGGAGUACGCCACGAGCGCCGACACCCGAGCGGUGCUCGAGGCACAGGAGGAGGCGAGAGGCAUCUCCGCCGUGCCGUACGACGCCGACUACUUCAACAAGGUCCUCCUGCUCAGCAUGAGCACCCUGGAGGCGGCCGCCGGGAGCCUGACGUGCCAGAACAUGGGGAACGGCCAGUCGGUGGAGGCUGCGAGGGAGUACCUCCAGGAGCUCCUGAACGACACCAGCGUCCAGAACUGCUCGGACGUUGCCUGGCAGCUGUGCGGGGAGUACGACCGGGCGGACCUGCGCGCGAUCUGCCCAGUCCACUGCGAGUGCGACAUGCCGGGCCGAUACAGGAGUGCGUACGCCGGGUUUUUUCAGACCGCGGCCGGCGGUUGCCCGUCGCAGUGCGACGUCUUGAAGGCCGCCCGCAACGAGAUUCUUCAGGGAGCGGCCGCGGUGCAGCUGUCUUUAGCGACAACUGACGGCGUGUUUGCCUGCCAAGAUUUGGGGGAAGAUGCGUUUUCUUUCGAUGACAGCUGCGUCAAUUUGGACCAGUUCGGGCCCUACUACAGCCGCAACCUAAAAAAUUGUGAUGUUAUGCAGCAGAGCGACUGCAGUGGCUUUGACGAUUCCGAUUUCACGGCUGCAGACAUGUGCUGUAAAUGCGGUGGGGGAGUUCUGGAGACGUCAACCAGUAUUGAAUGCGUUAAUCAUUUGUCGGAAGAGUGUAAAAACAUGGACGUUCCUGCGUUUUGGUACCUGAUAUACGUGAGGGGCUUGUUCCAAUAUUUGACGUCCAUGACAGAUUUCGAGAAACGUGUGCGCGAGGUCCUUGCCCAGACCUCUCUAGACAUCACGAUCAACAUGGAUCCCUCAGCUGAAGAACGGCUCGCAGAGUGGAUUGUGAGCGGGAACAUGGCACAGUCGAUGGUUGAUGGCAGAUGGGAGCUCAUGCCUGGCUACCGGCAUCCACGUGGGCGGACUGGCUGUGAGUAUUUAGCAUCGUUUGAGAUCAAAGCGCUUCUAGGCAUCGACUUGUGUGCCCCGGGCUCCUUCAUGUCGAUCAAGUUUCUCUGCCCGCAGACCUGCGGCUGCACUCAGUCGGCCUACAUGACCAUGGGCGAUGAGUACGAAGAGGAGUCGGACCUCAUGACCUUCACGUACGACAAGGCGGCGCUGACGGAGUGCCCCGCCGCCUGUGUGCUCCCGCAUCCCGACAUCAGCGGCUCGGACGCGUACCUCAACUACACCAUGAGUGAGGGCGGCCGCCGCAGAGUGUGAGCCGCCGAGGGGCCCCGCGCGGUGGAAUCCGUGGACGCCCGAGGGGCCCAGCGCAGCGGAAUCCGUGGAGUCGCGAGAGCUCUGGCCACGUGUCGGGCCACCCCUUGCGGUGCGGCAGGUUCGCAUCGUACUUACUGGCGGCGACCCCGCUGCUGGCGUCCAGCGUGGAACGCCGCGGGCGACCCAGAAUCGGUCGACGUUGUUCCAGCCAAUUUGUGAUCUGCCCCUUGAGGAUUUGACAAUCCGAUUAGCAGCGCUCACAUCUGUAGGGCCUUGCGACACCACACCACCACGUGCUCAAGCCACAGUGGCGGAUUUUUGAUGCUUGCCGCCGGCGUUGUUUGCUGGGCCCUUCGUGCCCGGUACCCUACCUCAUGCGCCUGCUCCUGCCUGGGUCCUCCUCCUUCUUCUCCUUCAUUCCUUUCGCCUCCCUCGCUGGCCGCCCCGGCGCCACUCCUGCCGACGCGCUCGCCCUCCUCCCCCGCCCGGCUCCCUGCGGCCGCCCUCCUUGCUCCUUCCCUCC